AUGGCGUUUCUUCUUGAUCUUUUGGGUUUGGGUCAUAGUAAAAACGCUUAUGAUCAGGUAUAUCAACAACAAAAUAAUUAUGGUGGCGAUUAUCAAAACUAUGGAGACAAUAUGCAACAACCUCACCAUAAAGCAUCAUGGACACAUGAACUGAUCGGUGGUGCAGCAGGUUUUGCAGCCAUGAAAGCUUAUGAAGAUCAUGUUCGUAGUACAGGUGAAAAAGUAUCACAUCCGUUGAUGAAGGAAAUGCUUGCAGGUUUUGCUGCCGCCGAGGUUGAUAGACUUUUUGAAACGAAAGGACUCGAUUUUCUUGAUCGAGAAAAGGCCAAACGGCGUGCUAUUGAUCAAGCACAUCAUAUCGCUAAUGAACAAUACGGACCAGGUGGAACUUUUAACUACGAACAAAAUCAGUACGGAUCCGCUCAAAAUUAUUAUCAGCAGCCAGGUGGACCAGGUUAUAAUCCACAACAAGGGGGACCAGGUUAUAAUCCACAACAAGGGGGACCUGAGUAUUAUCCACAACAAGGUGGACCAAAUUAUUACCCGCAACAAGGGGGAUCAGGUUAUUAUCCACAACAAGGCGGACCAAAUUACUACCCACAACCAGGUGGACCAGGCUAUAAUCCACAACAGGGAGGAUCAAAUUAUUAUCCACAACAAGGUGGACCAAGUUAUAAUCCACAACAAUGUGGACAAGGUUUUUACUGA
This is a messenger RNA of Adineta steineri, 708 nucleotides long. Lineage: Eukaryota; Metazoa; Rotifera; Eurotatoria; Adinetida; Adinetidae. The record is from the annotation of a GenBank genome assembly.